Molecule: messenger RNA, 1254 nt
Organism: Spodoptera littoralis (African cotton leafworm)
Lineage: Eukaryota; Metazoa; Arthropoda; Insecta; Lepidoptera; Noctuidae
Source: the annotation of a GenBank genome assembly
AUGUGUUUGAAACUGAUUUUAUUUAGUGUUUUAUUAGUUAUAGUAGGUGCAGAGAAAGUGAGAUAUGAUAACUAUGGAUUGUACAAAGUUCAUCCAGAGAAUGAAGAACAUUUGAAAUUUUUGAAGGAUCUGUAUACAAAUGAUGAAGGUUAUGAUUUUUGGACUCCCCCUAGCCUAGUUGGAGAGUUUGUGAACAUUGUAUCUCCCCCUGAAUUGAAGGAAGAAUUAGAACAUUCCUUGAAGAAACGUAGCAUUCGAGCUGAACUUAAGGUGGAGAACAUUCAGGAAGCAUUUGAUGCCCAGAUCAUUAGUCGAAAAAAACGUAAUGCUGACGAUGAAUUGUUUUGGACCAACUAUCAAACUACGGAAAAUAUUUACGCAUGGUUUGAUCGCCUAGAAGCACGAUAUGCAUUUGUUAAAAAGAUCACAAUUGGACAAAGUUACGAGGGUAGAGAUAUUACUGGUAUUAAAAUCGGUCGUAAUGACAGUCGUCGAGCUAUCUUUCUCCACGCUGGUGAAGUUGGUGCUGAUUGGCUAUCUCCUACCGUUGUUACUUACAUUGCUGAUCAGCUGAUACAUAGCGAUGACCGUGAAACAAGAGCAGCUGCUGAAGAAUUCACCUGGUACAUUUUCCCAGUGGCUAAUCCUGAUGGAUUCCAAUUUUCUCAGGAUUCUGUUAGAGGUUGGAUUAAGAACAGAAGGCCCACAAACGCUACCACUACUGGUAUUGACCUAACUAAGAACUGGAAUGCACAAUGGGGAGUUAGCGGUGGAAGCUUCGAUGCUAGGGACGACAACUACAUAGGUCUUGGUCCAUUCUCUGAACCUGAGACAAGGUUCCUCUCAAACUUCAUUCAAACCAUUGGAACUUCCCUCACUGGAUUCUUCUCUUUCCGAGCUUACGGACAGAAGUUGCUCCUUCCUUUUGCCCAUUCAAGUGAUCCGCUGUACAAUUACAAUGAGAUGAUCAUCAUUGCAAGAAGAGCUAUGGGUUCCUUAGCUGUUCGUUAUGAUACGCAAUAUCGUGUUGGUACCUCCAAAAAUAUUCACGAUGGUGCCACAGGUUCCAUUGUCGACUGGGUUAAGCACCGGUUUAACCCAACGCUGGCUGCAACUUAUCUUCUUAGGGACAAUGGAUUCUGGGGAUACACUCUACCACCCAACCAAAUCCUACCCACAGCUGAAGAAACUCUGGACUCUCUUCUAGCUAUAAUCAGAGAAGCGAAGUUCAUUAAUGUUCUUCCUUCAUCUUAA